Nasonia vitripennis (jewel wasp) is the source of this 1760-nucleotide messenger RNA. It is a transcript of the gene Rpt3, whose product is annotated as 26S proteasome regulatory subunit 6B. The transcript has 6 exons. Gene Ontology annotation, biological process: proteasome-mediated ubiquitin-dependent protein catabolic process. Gene Ontology annotation, molecular function: ATP binding; ATP hydrolysis activity; proteasome-activating activity. NCBI's taxonomy places the organism in Eukaryota, Metazoa, Arthropoda, Insecta, Hymenoptera, Pteromalidae. Bases 318 to 1565 code for a protein of 415 amino acids. The record is from RefSeq and is a predicted model, not a curated record. Gene Ontology annotation, cellular component: proteasome regulatory particle, base subcomplex.
UGUCAAAACGAGAAAAUACCGGCAACAGCCAAAUUCCGUAUUGUGUGUAAACUUGACUCGACUGAACUGUAUACGUAUAGACGAAUGCGCGUGUUUUGAGCUGAGACAACGUCGAUUUCCAACGUUUCCGCAAGUAGAUAUUGACCAAUCAGAAGGCUGACACCGAAGCUGUACAACAAAACUCUCGUAGUAAAAACUGCCCUUUAAGACCGCCCUAACCUAAGUGUCAACUGUUCUCCGAAAUCGAAAAGUCAUUCGUGUCCGGCUAAGGAUUUUCGGGGACGCGUACUCAUACACAUACGCGAAUCUAAUUUACAAUGGAAGAAAUGAGCAUCACCGUGCCAGAUAAGGACGUUGCUGAAGUUGACAUGAAGCCAGUGAUUGGACAUGGAACUGGAGCUAUGGAGGAACUAGACGUUGAAGAUCUUUAUACUAAAUAUAAGAAACUACAACGAAUGCUUGAAUUUUUGGAAGUCCAAGAAGAAUACAUCAAAGAUGAGCAAAGAAACUUGAAAAAAGAAUAUUUACAUGCUCAAGAAGAAGUGAAACGUAUACAAAGUGUACCAUUAGUGAUUGGUCAAUUUUUAGAGGCAGUUGAUCAAAACACUGGAAUUGUCGGUUCUACAACCGGAUCUAACUACUAUGUGCGCAUUUUAUCAACUAUUGAUCGAGAACUACUAAAGCCAUCAGCUAGUGUUGCUUUGCAUAAACACAGCAAUGCCCUGGUGGAUGUUUUACCACCAGAGGCAGAUUCUAGCAUCUCUAUGCUUCAAGCAGAUGAGAAGCCUGAUAUUCUAUACAGUGACAUUGGAGGUAUGGACAUGCAAAAACAAGAGAUAAGAGAAGCAGUAGAGCUACCUCUUACUCAUUUUGAACUUUACAAACAAAUUGGUAUUGACCCGCCAAGAGGUGUUUUGAUGUAUGGUCCACCAGGUUGUGGAAAAACUAUGCUUGCUAAAGCUGUUGCCAGACAUACAACAGCUGCUUUCAUUCGUGUGGUUGGAUCUGAGUUUGUGCAAAAAUAUCUGGGAGAAGGUCCAAGAAUGGUGAGAGACGUCUUUCGUUUAGCAAAAGAAAACUCUCCAGCUAUUAUCUUUGUAGACGAAAUUGAUGCUAUUGCUACAAAGCGUUUUGAUGCUCAAACUGGAGCUGAUCGUGAAGUACAGCGUAUUCUCUUGGAGUUGCUAAAUCAAAUGGACGGUUUUGAUCAAACUACCAAUGUCAAAGUUAUCAUGGCUACUAACAGAGCUGAUACUCUUGACCCUGCUCUGCUGCGUCCAGGAAGAUUGGAUCGUAAAAUUGAAUUCCCACUGCCCGAUCGUCGGCAAAAACGACUGAUUUUUUCAACAAUCACUACAAAGAUGAACUUGAGUGAGGAAGUUGAUCUUGAAGAUUAUGUUGCUCGUCCAGACAAAAUUUCUGGUGCUGAUAUCAAUGCUAUCUGUCAGGAAGCUGGAAUGCACGCUGUGCGCGAAAAUCGUUACAUCGUUCUUGCGAAGGACUUCGAGAAGGGUUACAAAAACAACAUUAAGAAAGAUGAAUCUGAACAUGAAUUUUAUAAAUAAAUUAUCAUCUCGAAAAUAGAGAAUUUUUGUGCAAAGCUGAAGUAAUUGCUUUUAUUUUAUUCGAAUGUGUUUACAAUUUAUAAUAAAUAUAGUAUUACAAGGAUAUUACAUAAAAUUAAUUCACAUUUUCACAAAAGCUAUUUUAUAACUCUAAAAAACAAAUCCAUUUUUCUAUAAAUUAAUAAAUAAACUGUA